CUCGCCGAAGUUUUUUUGCUCGGUCGCGACAGGAUUAAUAUUGCCCUUUGUUUCUGUUCUCCCACCUUAACACUGCUAUUAUGGUCAGUACGAGAAGAAAUGGCGCCCGAAGUGUUCGGACACCCGCAACCACGACUACAGGCACUCCAAGCACAUCCGUGUCUCCCCUGCUUAGCGGCGAAAACUCCGUGGUACCUGAAACCCCUGACACCUCCGACGUCGAUGAGGAUCCAGUAGUUGCGAAAAUCACGACAAGAUCACUUGCAACAAGCCUUAUGAAUACACGAAAGCGCCCUGCAGAAGAUGCAGAGGAAGGCGAAGACUUCGCGGCUAGACCAGUCCCAACUAAACGGAAAGUUACCCACAAAGCUUUUUGUGUUGAGAUACCCGUUAAAAAUUCGACCUUAAAAUCAAAGCAACAAGCAACACCUGCCAAAAGCAAAGGGCGAGUUGCCGCCCCUCCUAUCUCCAAUGAUAUAGAUGUCCAGCUUUUCUCAGAGGAUGAGGACCUCGAGGACAUUGAAUUCAGUGACUCGGAGUAUAACGAGUCGGAUGACGACGCCCCUCUCCCCUCAAAGAACUGGGAACGAUUUUCGGACGUCGUCUCGGGUUCUGAGGGCCACGAGUCUGGAGGUGACGAAGAGUUGAUGGUUGCUGCCGCUAUUGAGCUGUCCCGUGAAACAGCACGGAUCGCUGCUCAAGAGUCCUCGGGAGUCGGUUCUUCCUCCAGAGUCAACAUUGCGUCACCAAGUCUCAAGAUUACUAAGAAGGCUGCUGCCGCUGAACGUCGCCUUGCAAAGUCUAAUGGCAAGGGAAAAGGCAAAGGUCGUUCUGCCGGCAGUGAGGAUGGCGAUUUCAUGCUUUCAGGCAGCGAAUCAGCACUAUCAGCCUUGAGCUCAAGCGAAGAGGAACUCCCACUCUCCAAGGGCAAGGGAAAAGCUACGAAGAAAGGCAAAGCAAAGCUCAAAUUUAUCGACACUGAACCCAUAACUUGGGUAGAGCGGGCUCAACGGCGCCGUCUGCAAGCGGCCGAAAGAAGGGCCAACAAGUCAGAGGAAUACGCAUUAAUGCAAGAGCUUGGCCGAAAGCUUACUUGGGUACGGUGACCUUUUCCUGCUGGAAUAUUUAUCCAAAUUGUCCGUGCAGGCCGAGAAAUCUUCCUUGGCACUCAGAAGGCAUCACCCUGAACUCAAGGACGUCUGGGGUG
Suillus subaureus is the source of this 1207-nucleotide messenger RNA. RefSeq lists its product as uncharacterized. The transcript is spliced from 2 exons. Bases 81 to 1106 code for a protein of 341 amino acids. The record is from RefSeq and is a predicted model, not a curated record. NCBI's taxonomy places the organism in Eukaryota, Fungi, Basidiomycota, Agaricomycetes, Boletales, Suillaceae.